Molecule: messenger RNA, 849 nt
Organism: Spodoptera litura
Lineage: Eukaryota; Metazoa; Arthropoda; Insecta; Lepidoptera; Noctuidae
Source: RefSeq, a predicted model, not a curated record
UUUACAGGUUUCAAGGAAAUCUCUGGGAGUGUGGUAGAUAAGGUGAAAAAGCCUUUUACGUAUAAUACGAACACGCCAUCUAAGUUGGACCCCCCCGAUUAUGCUUACCGUAAUCAAAAAUAUCUUUUGUCCAAAAUAACGGAAGUUUUUUGUAAAGAUGCGUAUUUAAAGCUGAUCAUGGCAGAGAAUAUACAAGGCACAUAUAGAGGUUCAUUGGAAUAUGAAAUGGGCAUAGUGUCGGGUAACGUGAUAGACAAAUUCACCCACAUGUUGGAUAUCUACAAGCACUAUUCAACGCCCGAAAUCUUUCACAAUCCUAAAACCGAUGUUCAUGUCUUGAUGAACGCUUAUGCAGCCAUACGGAGUUACUACAACCAGCUGAUAAUAGAUCGCAACUUGUUCGUGAAGUUUGAAAAUAAACAUGACGAAAAGAAUCAAAAAGAAGAUGAUUACUGGGAAAAAAUGUCUGAAAAAUAUAAUAUACCUGUUGAGCAACUGAAAGACGCGAGAGACAAAGGUUUACUUAAACCAGAAGACUUUCCAAAUGAAGAGAUGCCACCAAGUCGAAGAAGUAUGAAAAUGAAAACGACAGUAAAACCAAAAAGGAGUAUUAAGAGGAAAAGAAACAUGAAGUGGGGUCGUCAAAAUAACAAUACCGAAGAAGCGCAAUACAAGAAGGAACUAAGGUACAAGAGUUGGGCACAAAAAUGGCGCGGCUUCAAUCCAGAUAUCGAAGGAAUACAUAUUCCAAAGCACAUAGCCGAUAUUGGUCUGAAAAACUUAAGUGACUUCCUACCGAGUGAAAUCCAAGGAGCCAUUUGAAUGUUUUGUUCUAAAUAAAAUAUUUUG